AAGCGGUUGCUGCUGAAGAAUGUAGAGCCUGUAAAUUCCGGUACUAUGGCUGAAGUUAAAGAAAAGCUAUCGAAAUUAUUGGGUGCAGGCUCUUUAGAUUCGGCAGAACCAAGAAAACGCGAACAUCUUUUGAAGUAUACGCCAAAAAGGGAAGACUUAGUUCCACGUUCUGUAAAAGAUUCGUACGUUAUGGCAUCAAUACCAUUGCGAACCGACAAAGUUAUGCAGCAAAGAUAUGUCAGCAAUGUUGGAACAGUGCGUUACGGUCGUUUAAUGGAAGAUAUGGAUCUUUUUGCUGUAUGGGUUUGCCAACAGUACGUUAAGUUAGCAAACUUACCACCCGACGGCGAAUUACCUUGUAGCUUUGUUACUAUUAUGGCAAAUAGCAUGAAUAUUCGCUAUAAUGUAUAUGGUGUAGAUAACGAUCUCCGAGUAUCAGGUUACGUGGCGUGGGCAGGUACAUCAUCGUUUGAAGUGCUUGUAUGGGUGCAUGUUGUUGAGGGAAACGAAUUGCAUGAAAUAACUCAAGCUGGAUUUUUAAUGGCUAGUCGAAACGCUAACAAUUCGGGAUCGGCACCGAUUAAUCCUCUUAAAGCCGAUAACGAUGAGGAGAAGAAAAUAAUAGCAGAGGGCGAAUUACGCAGACAAAAGAGAGCUGAAAUGCGGAAGAUUUCGGUAUGGCAAGAGAAACCCACACAAGAAGAACACGAUAUAAUGUACGAUUUACUUGAGAAAACUACUGAUAAAACAUCUCUUGAAUUAUAUAAGCGUGUUCUUCCACCCGAUAGUCGUUGGAUGUCGGAUGCCUAUGAUGUAACGACGAUUCUAUCAUUCCCGGAAAACAAAAAUAUGUACAAUACGGUCUUCGGCGGUUUCUUGAUGAGAAUCGCUUAUGAAAUUACAUUUAUAACAUCAUUUAAACAUUGCAAAAAUCGACCAAAGUUAGAGCAUGUCUCAGAGUUCGAUUUUCAAAAAGCCAUACCAGUUCAAUCACUCCUCAGAAUAUUCGCACAUAUUAUUUAUGUUGAAAGAAACUACAUGACAAUAAUGACGACUAAUGAUGUUCUUGACCCGGCUACUUCUCAAAAAAUUACUUCAAAUGUAUCGUAUUUCGUAUUUUCCUCACCGAAAGAUGUCGAGCCGAUUGUUCCCCGUUCGUAUCAGGAAACUUUAUUGUACAUUCAUGGUCGUCGGAAAUUUCAAAAUCUUUCCAGCAUCAAUAAUAAUAGAAGCAUCAAAUAAUAAACUCUACAAAUAGAAAAAAUAAUUGUUUUUUGUUAACAUUUUUUCAAUUAAAGGACAACGUUCUGGGCAAUGCCUUUGCAAAAUGAAUUAAAUAGAAAAAGACAUUGUUUCUAAGUUUGAGAACGCGAAACUUCAAAAAUGCCGCGGUCAAUUUGCGAAGUGUGGAAUGGCGCAUGAAAGAGGCCACAUUCGAACAGUCAAAUAGGAUAUCAAGACAUUCUCUUUUUGUUCUAGCCGUACAACAAUUUGCAUUGAAUUUCUACCCACCCAAGAAACAUGGCCGGGCAUACGUAUAUCGUC
Molecule: messenger RNA, 1545 nt
Organism: Glossina fuscipes
Lineage: Eukaryota; Metazoa; Arthropoda; Insecta; Diptera; Glossinidae
Product: acyl-coenzyme A thioesterase 9, mitochondrial-like
Exons: 2
Coding region: 46-1242 (398 amino acids)
Biological process (GO): acyl-CoA metabolic process
Cellular component (GO): mitochondrion
Molecular function (GO): fatty acyl-CoA hydrolase activity
Source: RefSeq, a predicted model, not a curated record